Molecule: messenger RNA, 2977 nt
Organism: Mus caroli (Ryukyu mouse)
Lineage: Eukaryota; Metazoa; Chordata; Mammalia; Rodentia; Muridae
Gene: Icam5
Product: intercellular adhesion molecule 5
Biological process (GO): cell-cell adhesion
Cellular component (GO): plasma membrane
Molecular function (GO): integrin binding
Source: RefSeq, a predicted model, not a curated record
CUGCGCUGCGCGGUCCUCCCAGCCCCGCUCUCCAUCACUCGCGCUCCCCUCGCCUUCUGUGCUCUCCCCUCCCCGGCAGCGGCGGCAAUGCCGGGGCCUUCGCCAGGGCUGCGCCGAGCGCUCCUCGGCCUCUGGGCUGCCCUGGGCCUGGGGAUCCUAGGCAUCUCAGCGGUCGCGCUAGAACCUUUCUGGGCGGACCUUCAGCCCCGCGUGGCGCUCGUGGAGCGCGGGGGCUCGCUGUGGCUCAACUGCAGCACUAACUGUCCGCGGCCGGAGCGCGGUGGCCUGGAGACAUCGCUACGCCGAAACGGGACCCAGAGGGGUCUGCGCUGGCUGGCUCGGCAGCUGGUGGACAUCCGAGAGCCUGAGACCCAGCCGGUCUGCUUCUUCCGCUGCGCGCGCCGCACACUCCAAGCGCGUGGACUCAUUCGAACUUUCCAGCGACCGGAUCGGGUAGAGCUGGUGCCGCUCCCUUCUUGGCAGCCAGUGGGCGAGAACUUCACCUUGAGCUGCAGGGUCCCGGGAGCAGGACCCCGAGCGAGCCUCACAUUGACCCUGCUGCGGGGCGGCCAGGAGCUGAUUCGCCGCAGUUUCGUAGGCGAGCCACCCCGAGCGCGGGGUGCGAUGCUCACCGCCACGGUCCUGGCACGCAGGGAGGACCACAGGGUCAAUUUCUCAUGCCUCGCCGAGCUUGACCUGCGGCCACACGGCUUGGGACUGUUUGCAAAUAGCUCGGCCCCCAGACAGCUCCGAACCUUUGCCAUGCCUCCACUUUCCCCGAGUCUUAUUGCUCCCCGAGUCUUAGAAGUGGACUCAGAAAGGCCGGUGACUUGCACGUUGGACGGACUGUUUCCUGCCCCAGAAGCCGGGGUUUAUCUCUCUCUGGGAGAUCAGAGGCUCCAUCCUAAUGUGACCCUCGAUGGGGACAGCCUUGUGGCCACUGCCACAGCUACAGCAAACGCAGAACAGGAAGGCACCAAACAGCUGAUGUGCGUCGUGACCCUCGGGGGCGAAAGCAGGGAGACCCAGGAAAACCUGACUGUCUACAGCUUCCCAGCUCCUCUUCUGACUUUGAGUGAGCCAGAAGCCCCCGAGGGAAAGAUGGUGACCAUAAGCUGCUGGGCAGGGGCUCGAGCCCUUGUCACCCUGGAGGGAAUUCCAGCUGCGGUCCCCGGGCAGCCCGCUGAGCUCCAGUUAAAUGUUACAAAGAACGAUGACAAGCGGGGCUUCUUCUGCGACGCCGCCCUCGAUGUGGACGGGGAAACACUAAGAAAAAACCAGAGCUCUGAGCUUCGUGUCCUGUAUGCACCUCGCCUGGAUGACUUGGAUUGUCCCAGAAGCUGGACAUGGCCAGAGGGUCCAGAGCAGACCCUCCACUGCGAGGCCCGCGGAAACCCUGAGCCCUCGGUUCACUGUGCAAGGCCUGAGGGCGGGGCGGUGCUAGCGCUGGGCCUAUUGGGUCCAGUGACCCGUGCCCUUGCAGGCACUUACCGUUGCACAGCAGUCAAUGGGCAAGGCCAGGCGGUCAAAGAUGUGACCCUGACCGUGGAAUAUGCCCCAGCGCUGGACAGUGUAGGCUGCCCAGAACAUAUUACUUGGCUGGAGGGAACGGAGGCAUCGCUUAGCUGUGUGGCACACGGGGUCCCACCACCUAGCGUGAGUUGUGUGCGCUCUGGAAAGGAGGAAGUCAUGGAAGGGCCUCUGCGCGUGGCCCGGGAGCACGCCGGCACUUACCGAUGCGAAGCCAUCAACGCCAGAGGAUCAGCGGCCAAAAAUGUGGCCGUCACGGUGGAAUAUGGUCCCAGUUUUGAGGAGUUGGGCUGCCCCAGCAACUGGACGUGGGUAGAGGGAUCUGGAAAGCUGUUUUCCUGUGAAGUUGAUGGGAAGCCAGAACCACGUGUGGAGUGCGUAGGCUCGGAGGGUGUAAGCGAAGGGAUAGUGUUGCCCUUGGUGUCCUCAAACUCUGGUCCUAGAAACUCUAUGACCCCUGGUAACCUGUCACCGGGCAUUUACCUCUGCAACGCCACCAACCGGCACGGCUCCACGGUCAAAACUGUCGUCGUGAGCGCGGAGUCGCCGCCACAGAUGGAUGAAUCCAGUUGCCCGAGUCACCAGACCUGGCUGGAAGGAGCUGAGGCUACCGCGCUGGCCUGCAGUGCCAGGGGCCGCCCCUCUCCACGGGUGCGUUGCUCCAGGGAGGGUGCCGCCAGGCUGGAGAGGCUACAGGUGUCCCGAGAGGAUGCGGGGACCUACCGCUGUGUGGCCACCAAUGCGCAUGGCACGGAUUCACGGACGGUCACUGUGGGUGUGGAAUACCGGCCUGUGGUGGCUGAGCUGGCAGCCUCGCCCCCAAGCGUGCGGCCGGGCGGUAACUUCACUCUGACCUGCCGUGCAGAGGCUUGGCCUCCAGCCCAGAUCAGCUGGCGCGCGCCCCCGGGGGCUCUCAACCUCGGCCUCUCCAGCAACAAUAGCACUCUGAGCGUGGCGGGAGCCAUGGGCAGCCAUGGCGGCGAGUAUGAGUGUGCAGCGACCAAUGCGCAUGGGCGCCACGCACGGCGCAUCACGGUGCGCGUGGCCGGUCCAUGGCUGUGGGUCGCUGUGGGCGGUGCGGCAGGGGGCGCGGCGCUGCUGGCCGCUGGGGCCGGCCUGGCCUUCUACGUGCAAUCCACCGCUUGCAAGAAGGGCGAGUACAACGUCCAGGAGGCUGAGAGCUCAGGCGAGGCCGUGUGUCUCAAUGGCGCGGGCGGGACACCGGGUGCAGAAGGCGGAGCAGAGACCCCAGGCACUGCCGAGUCACCUGCAGAUGGCGAGGUUUUCGCUAUCCAGCUGACAUCUUCCUGAGCCUAUGCCCAGCUCCCACAGGGGCCUCACAAGCACAGAGGUGGACGUAUGUAUUGUUCGCUCUCUAUUUAUUCAACUCCAGGGGCAUCGCCCCCAUUUUCUACCCAUUCCCUUCAAUAAAGUUUUUAUAAAGGAG